Ruditapes philippinarum (Manila clam) is the source of this 675-nucleotide messenger RNA. Its product is annotated as baculoviral IAP repeat-containing protein 8-like. The record is from RefSeq and is a predicted model, not a curated record. The transcript has 3 exons. Bases 9 to 323 code for a protein of 104 amino acids. NCBI's taxonomy places the organism in Eukaryota, Metazoa, Mollusca, Bivalvia, Venerida, Veneridae.
AAUUCGAAAUGGAGCACCAUGAAGACUCUGAUGCAGUCCAAGAUGACAAUCUGGAUGAUCAAAGUGCAGAAAAUGAGGAAGCUGAAUAUGAACAUGAUGUAAAUUUUGACGACAACUAUCUGCCACCCGAGAUUGUUCAACAACUUCCCUCGGCGCAAAAAUGCCUUAUAUGUUUAAGUCACAUACGCGACAUUGUAUUCCUGGAAUGCGGCCAUCUGUUGUUCUGUCAGCACUGUGUCAUAUUCUACCAGCGAUGUCCAGUUUGCGAUAUAAAGGUGAAAACCUGGCUUAAAGCAAUGUGGGACAUCGAAACAAACCAAUAGGGUACAGAUCACUGUAUGUGUCAUGUCAAUUUUGAUGCAAACUGUAUUCAGAUUAUACAUUCCAUUGUGAUAUAGAUGUAGAUAAUUGAUUUUUAUAUGUAAGACUGUGUAAUUAUUGUUUGUUGACGCUUUUAAUUCUAUUAAUCAAAAUUGCUAACGUAUAGUUACGGACAGUUUACCUUGGGUUUUGUGUGACAGUGUUGUAUUGUUUACAUAAAAACUUCAUUUUGAUUGUUAAAUUUGUCUUGAUAAAACAUACUUUGUUUUGUAAAAAUAUAUCUUAUUCUUGUAUAUUAAGAUUAAAUGUGCAUGCCGUAAGAGGUACGCUACUAGGAAUAAUAUAUCUCGUGAA